Messenger RNA from Acipenser ruthenus (sterlet), 3957 nucleotides. Its product is annotated as matrix metalloproteinase-20-like. Gene Ontology annotation, cellular component: extracellular matrix. The coding region runs from base 431 to 1912 and encodes 493 amino acids. NCBI's taxonomy places the organism in Eukaryota, Metazoa, Chordata, Actinopteri, Acipenseriformes, Acipenseridae. The record is from RefSeq and is a predicted model, not a curated record. The transcript is spliced from 10 exons. Gene Ontology annotation, biological process: proteolysis; collagen catabolic process; amelogenesis. Gene Ontology annotation, molecular function: zinc ion binding; metalloendopeptidase activity.
AUUCAUUUGUGUUUGUCAAGUUGUGGUAUUAUUAACUUGCAUGUCAAUCUAGCUUAAUGCUUUUUCAUAUUUGCUAAUAACCAGUAUUUACCACUUUGAGUUUCAAAACGGUGCAUUCUUCUCAAUUAGAGUCUCCACUAAGCCAAACAAGACAUCUGAUUUUGUAAUAUAUAUUGUGCUCAAACCAUCCACCUUUGUUUGUCACAAAAACAAACACAGAAGAGUUUCACACAAUAACCAAGAGGAUUUUUUCCCCCAUUGACCCAACAUAACCACUCCUUAAUUUCAUGUUUUCUGUUGAGGCUUUCAUGGUUUCAGGUGAACUGAGUCAUGACAUUACAAGUGGUAAGUUAUAAGCAGGGCUGCUGUAGAUGGAAGCCCUGGAAUUGGAAAACCACCCGUAUUCACUCCCUCAGUGUUACCUGCAAAGAUGCAGCAGCUAUGGGCUUGUGCUGCUUUCUUCCUGCUGUGUUUGGUCUCUUCUAGUGCUGUGUCAAAAACUAAACAGGAAAACACAAAGGGAGAUUCAAAGGAUGCUGGCCAGAGUGACCUAAGCUUGGCAACAGAAUACCUUGAGCAAUUCUACGACCUGGAAGAUGAAUCAGCUGGUCGCCCCAAGAGGAGCAGUGACUCCAUCCGAUCGAAGCUGAAAGAAAUGCAAAGGUUUUUCAGACUCAAUGAGACAGGGAGUUUAGACAAUGAAACCAUUGAAGUGAUGAAGACACCUCGCUGUGGGAUUCCUGACGUGCACAACUACAGCCCAAACGGUCAACAAGCCAAGUGGCACAAGAACGUCAUCUCUUACAGCAUUGGAAGCUAUACACGUGACUUGCCUGCCUCAGCGGUGGAUCAUCUUAUCGACUCUGCACUGAAAGUUUGGAGUUCUGCGAGUCCGCUGUCGUUUGUCAGGUCAUAUUCUCAGAAUGCAGACAUUAGGGUUCAGUUCAGCACCUACGCUCACGGAGACUUCUUUCCCUUCGAUGGGCCGGGGGGUACUCUGGCUCAUGCCUAUGGUCCUGGGGAAGGAAUCGGAGGGGAUGCUCACUUUGACGAUGACGAAACCUGGUCAGCUGGGUUCCAAGGAUUCAACCUUUACCUUGUCGCAGCGCAUGAGUUUGGUCAUGCUCUGGGAUUAAGUCAUUCGCGAUACAAAGAAUCUCUGAUGUACCCAACAUAUAGAAAACGCAACACAGCAGGAAAUAUCCUCUCCAGUGAAGAUGUUGCUAAAAUACAAGCUUUGUACGGACCUAGAAGAAAUCUACUAUACGAUUUCUCAGGAUAUGGCAUGACGUCAUUAUUUUAUCCCUGGAGGCUGAAAUUUGAUGUUCCACAAACGAGGAAGGAAAAAUGUGACCCUGAUCUGUCUUUUGAUGCCGUGACUACACUGGGGCGGGAUGUACUACUUUUGAAAGACAGGUACCUAUGGAUUAGACACGGACAGCUUCCUGAUAUAAAAGAAGGACCCAUCAAUAACUUCAUGCCAAGAAUGUAUUCAGACAUCGAUGCUGCAUACUCACUACCCAGGAGAAAGUUUGCUUAUCUUUUUAAAGGAUCUAAGUAUUGGACUGUCAAAGGUCCUGAAAUGAAAGGGGGCCCCAAGUCCAUCUACAAACUGGGAUUCCCACAUCAAGUGAAGCAAAUAGACGCUGCUGUUCAUAUAAAUGAAACAGGGAAUACUUUAUUCUUCAUCAGAGACUUGUACUGGAGUUACAAUGAAACUGCCAGAGCCAUGGAGGAGUUUUAUCCCCGAAACAUCACUGAUGACUUUCCAGGGAUAAGCACCAAAACAGAUGCGGCUGUGGAGAAAAAUGGAUUCCUUUAUUUCUUCUCUGGAUCAGAAGUGUACAAGUAUGACUACAAGCAGAAGAAAGUGUCUGGAACUGAGAAGGCAAAUACUUGGCUGGGAUGCUGAGACAAGAAGAUUUAAAGUAGUUAUAUGAGAGAAGCUUUUUAUAGGGCUUUCAGAUUGUACAUUAAGAAUUGUAUAGCUGUACACUAGACAUCAGGUACAAAUACAAUAUAUUUGCUGCUUUUAGAGAGUUACAUCUAUAUGUUUUUAUACCUAUACUAGAAUCCAUACCUUCACUUCCAGCAGUCUGCUGAACUUUCAUAUAUCACUGUAUAUCUAAAUAAUUCCAGGAGUUUAAUUGUGUUUAUUCCUUAAGAAAUGCAGACAAUAUUAAAUAUUUUAAAAUACCAACCAUGAGAAGUGUAUUGGCAGGGAAUCUUUGGUUUUUGCUGCCCCUCUGACAGAACUCAGGUCCACAGUGUCACUUUUUCAUGGUAAGAGAUUGCACAGAACUCAGGUCCACAGUGUCACUUUCUCAUGAUAAGAGAUUGCACAGAACUCAGAUCCACAGUGUCACUUUCUCAUGGUAAGAGAUUGCACAGAACUCAGAUCCACAGUGUCACUUUCUCAUGGUAAGAGAUUGCACAGAAUUUAGAUCUACAGUGUCACUUUCUCAUGGUAAGAGAUUGCACAGAACUCAGAUCCACAGUGUCACUUUCUCAUGGUAAGAGAUUGCACAGAACUCAGAUCCACAGUGUCACUUUCUCAUGAUAAGAGAUUGCACAGAACUCAGAUCCACAGUGUCACUUUCUCAUGAUAAGAGAUUGCACAGAACUCAGAUCCACAGUGUCACUUUCUCAUGGUAAGAGAUUGCACAGAACUCAGAUCCACAGUGUCACUUUCUCAUGGUAAGAGAUUACUGUUUGAUCAUUUGAAGCAGCCUUGCGAUUGCAUGUGAUGUGAAAUGAAUACAAUGACACAUGGAUUGUGAAGCUGUGUGCAUACUGUAUGUUACUGUAACUGGCUCCUGCCUGCCUCCAUCCUGCGACUCCUUUGUAAACAAGCUGAUUGGAGCUCAUGUGACUUUUCCAGCAAACACAUUUUAAAAUAAAUAAAUAAAUUGAUAAAGAACGACUCACACUCUUCACUAAAAGAAAACAAUCCGAUGCACUUAAAAGUUUAUUAUUUCAUUUUUGAUUAAAAAAAUAUUUUAUAUCCACCCGGAUUGUGCAGACACGUUUCAGCAAACUGCCUUCCUCAGUAUAAGGAAUCUCAGAACACAGCAUCACAUAUAUGGUUUCCACUUCAUUAACAAUUAACAGUUAAGAGAUCAGUUCACCUGUAUCCAGUGAUUUAAAACACAUGGUGUACAUUGCAAAACACUCAAGAAAUAAUUAAACAAUUAAAAACAAUUAGCAUCAAUUCAAAAAAGUAUCAGUUCAAAAAAAGUGUCAGUUCAAAAAAGAAUAAAUUCAAAAAAGUUACAUGAAGCUGGGGUGUCAGAGAACAUGCUACUGGAGGGCUUCCACUGUGAUAACCUUAUCCAACCUCCAAUCUGUGUGAAUGGAAACACAGUUAUUACUUCAUCAAGGCACAGCACCAGAGCAUGUUCUCCUAAUCCGCGUGUGUGUAGCCACCGGUGUAGCACUAUCCCGGAAUACAGUCGAUGCUGAUUUUAGGGUUGAUGUCAGCUCAAAGCCCACAUGAAUCAUCUGCUAAGAAUCCUGCCGACAUGCUCAUCUCUAUAAAGCCAAAGGGGGAAUCACAUUAUUGAAUCUAGAUAUUAUCUUCAAGUAUUGCUCAUCCUUGUUAGACAGGUCUUCCAGUCCUGGGUUUGUCAAUUACACAUGAUGUUUCUCUGUACUUGUUGAUUAUGCUACCUUGAAAAUCGAGUGUUGCGAGCUAUUUCACUCAAUGUUUUUCCUUAUGCAAGUCAAGGUUGUUAUUACUGUAGAAAACACUAGUGGAGGUACCUGUGAGACGUGAACAUCCCUUUUUAUUACAGUAUUGUAAAUGUUUAUAUGAUGGUACUUGCUUUCUCAGUGUGGCACCAGAAAGGAUGCCUCAAUAUUCACUGUUCUAUUAAAAUCUGACCUCCAAAUGUUUAUCAGCAUUUUAAGAUGAAUUGUAAAAAAUAUAGUCCUUUCUGUAAAUAGGAAUAAAACAUU